UUGUCAUUCAUUGGGAGUCUUCUGGCUAAAGAAGAACAGGGGGGUUCAAGUGAAUUCUCUCCCCAACUGGAAACUGCCAGAAUCCUAAGCAGAAAUGCAAACAGAAAGGCCAUUUUCUAAGUGGGAUUCUAAGUGACGUAUGUCUCCACAUUGGCUGGCAGAUUUUUUUUUCUGUUUUUAUGGACUGGCAAACUGAGCAAAAUCCAAUGUGACAAGACCUUUGCAUCUUGUAAGGGACAGGAAUAUACAACUGAGAAGGACUGAGCCACUCAAUCAGUGCAGCUGUAAAAGAGAGGAGAGCGAGAGCGAGAGAGAGAGAGAGAGAGAGAGAGAGAGAGCAGAAAAGAGAGAGAGAGAGAGGGAGAGGGAGUGAGAAAAGAGCAAAGUAUUUGUAAAGGAAAAGCAUUUUUGGUUGAUGGGAUGAAGCCAGCCAUGGAAACUGCACCGGAGGAAAAUCCUGAGCAAAGCCAAGAGAAAAAAGGUUGCUUUGAAUGCUGCAUUAAGUGCCUGGGAGGAGUCCCUUAUGCCUCAUUGGUUGCCACCAUCCUUUGUUUCUCUGGCGUGGCAUUGUUUUGUGGUUGUGGCCAUGUUGCCCUAGAAGGAACCUUGUCAAUCAUAGGAAACCACUUCUCACAGACCCCCAGUGACCAUGCCUUGUUAGCCGAAGUGGUUCAGCUGAUGCAGUACAUCAUUUACGGAAUUGCCUCAUUUUUCUUUUUAUACGGAAUUAUUCUCCUGGCAGAGGGAUUUUACACAACCAGUGCUGUUAAAGAGCUUCACAGUGAAUUUAAAACUACAGCCUGUGGAAGAUGCAUUAGUGGAAUGUUUGUGUUCUUGACCUACGUUCUGGGCGUGGCAUGGCUGGGCGUGUUUGGCUUCUCGGCUGUGCCAGUCUUCUUGUUCUACAACAUGUGGUCCACCUGUGAAGCUCUCAACCCUCCCCUCACCAACACCACUGCAUCACCAGACGUAAUCUGUGUCGACAUGAGACAGUACGGAAUAAUCCCGUGGAAUGCAAACCCUGGUAAAGCUUGUGGAUCCACAUUAGGGGAUAUCUGCAAAACUAACGAGUUCUAUUUGUCUUACCACUUGUUCAUUGUGGCUUGUGCCGGAGCUGGUGCCACUGUUAUUGCACUGAUUCACUUCCUCAUGAUUCUCUCAGCAAACUGGGCCUACUUAAAGGAUGCGAGUCACAUGCAUGCAUACCAAGACAUCAAAAUGAAGGAAGAACAAGAGCUGCAAGACAUCCAGUCGCGAUCAAAGGAAAGGCUCAAUUCUUACACAUAAGGAUAGAAACCCGCGCCACCCUCCGCAGACAUAGUGACCUGAACAGAAACCACACAGCGGCCAUCGAUACACAGACUGCUGUCUGCAGCCCCGUACUAAUGUGGGUCCUCCUAACAAACUAAUGCAUCAGUGUUGCUUUCUGCACUAACUAUCCUGUGAAAGUUUGUAGGAACCUCCUUUUGUGUUAUAACCUUUUAAAACUAUAUAUCCAGUAAUCCAUUCCAUUUGAAUUAUUCUAUUUUGUGUGUGUAGACUUCACCCUCUCUUAACCAGUACUUGCUGGUAAAGCUUGAAACAUUGCACUAUUUUUUAUAUUAAAAAAAAAAAUAAUAAUCAUUUACGGCAUGCAUUUCUUAAUUUAGAACAUUAGAUGGAUUUUUACGGGAAUGGGGAGGGGGCGGGGUUAAAAAAAAACCCAAUAAGUCGCUUUAGUUACUUUUUAAGCUACUUUUCUUUAUUAUUGUCAUUUUAUUUACAAAGUUAACAUAUGCGCCUUAUACAGAAGCCAUUUGAAGGGGGGAAAAAAAUUAGUGCAAUGUCUAACUUCUGUUUGCACGCUUGUCAUGGUGUGUUUAGUCUUGAAUUAUUUAAAAAAAAAAAAAAAUGGGAAUGCCACAGUUCUGAAAUGUUGGUGCAGUAAUUCCAUUUAAUCUGAAAACAUGCAUGCAUUGGAGUUGGGGGAGAAGUCAGAAACGCAAUGCCUCUUUUGUUUGAAAGGUAGGGUUAUAGUGAAGCUUUUUUUGGAUUUUUCUGUGAUGUGACUGGUGUUUUUUAUUCCAUUUUUUUUCUCUGUUUUUUGGAUGCUCGGCCCCCAUUGGAUUCAUCAUCCCCAGUCUCUGCAGUAUGUAUUAUUUCGCUGAACUGCAAAAAGAGAUGGAAAUGGCUCACUCAAAUUUAGAAUCAUAAAAACAAAAGGAGAUGUAAACCCAGUAGGAAAACUACCUCAUUAACAACAACAACAACAACAAAAAAAAGUAGACAUUUAUUGACCCAGAAAAAAAGUAAAGAUAUACUGUAUAUUACGGGCAGAUUGUAUUACCUUUUAAACCGUAGAUCUGACCUGCCUUUUUAACAGGGUAACAAAGUUUAUUUUCCUAUUUGAAGAGUUUAUAGUAAAGUCAAUCCGAAGAUGGCUAUCUCAACAUCUGAAACGUUUUCUAUGAAAUUCAAUUUCUAUUCCUCCUUCUCACACACCAGCCUUGUCGAGGCUCUGCACGAGAAAGUGCCAUCGUACGUUUCGGCAGGAGAUCACAGUGCCCACCCAACCCCUAUGAUUCACUUCUGAUCUCUUUGAAAACGAAAGAAACGUGAAGCAAACCCAGAAGUGGAGCCACGGUGUCUUCCUGUGGCCCCACUUGAAGUUUUGUUUUUUUUGGUCCUCAGCAUACCUCGGUGCCACUCAAGUUACCAACUCGUAACUCCACUGACUCAACACGGGGCGGCCAUUCAGCCAAACGGAGAGGCUUGAAUGUUUGUAGCCAAGCGCUGAGGCUUUUCAAAAGUACAGUCGAUAAAUUAAAAAAAGCUCAUGUGGAUGUGGAAUAACGUAUGUAAAGCUGUGACCGUAUGAUGUUUGGUUUGAUGACAACAAAUGUUUUUGGUUUUACUGACUAUCUGUAUUAAGAAGAUAAAAAAGAAGUUGAUGUAAGAUAGUUCUAACAAUUCUCUGGAAAUGUCAAUAUUGUGCAGAUGUACAAAGAUUUAAAAACUCAACGGCGAGUUACUAAUGUACUAUCUGUUUUUAUGUUAGGUAGACAAGAUAUGCUGGAAUAUAUUUGUGUUCAUCAUUAUUGCAUGGAAGAGAGUUAACUGUUUCUGCAGUAAUACAGUUGAUGUGUAGUCAUUUGUACUGACUAUGGUAGGCAUUGUUUGCCCAAUUCCUUUAACAGAAAAAAAAAACGAAAAAAAAAAAUGUCUGUAGUGGUAUAGCAGUUUUGUUUAAUAGGCCUUUUUUAUUUUUAUUUUUAAGUCAAGGUCAUUUCAAUUCUGUAUAGUACCAAUUUUUGUAACCUAUUAGUAAACCAACAUUUUCUAUGAGU
Messenger RNA from Polypterus senegalus (gray bichir), 3326 nucleotides. RefSeq names its product glycoprotein M6Bb (gene gpm6bb). The record is from RefSeq and is a predicted model, not a curated record. Bases 421 to 1287 code for a protein of 288 amino acids. The transcript is spliced from 7 exons. Gene Ontology annotation, biological process: central nervous system myelination; axon development. Gene Ontology annotation, molecular function: structural constituent of myelin sheath. Gene Ontology annotation, cellular component: myelin sheath; plasma membrane. NCBI's taxonomy places the organism in Eukaryota, Metazoa, Chordata, Cladistia, Polypteriformes, Polypteridae.